Messenger RNA from Dissoconium aciculare CBS 342.82, 600 nucleotides. RefSeq names its product ribosomal protein L18e. Gene Ontology annotation, molecular function: RNA binding; structural constituent of ribosome. Gene Ontology annotation, cellular component: cytosolic large ribosomal subunit; ribosome. The transcript is spliced from 5 exons. The coding region runs from base 1 to 600 and encodes 199 amino acids. Gene Ontology annotation, biological process: translation. The record is from RefSeq and is a predicted model, not a curated record. NCBI's taxonomy places the organism in Eukaryota, Fungi, Ascomycota, Dothideomycetes, Mycosphaerellales, Dissoconiaceae.
AUGGGUAUCGAUUUGGACAAGCACCACGUGUCGAACGGCCACCGCAAGGCGCCGCACAGCGACAACCCUUACCGCAAGCUCCUACACAAGCUUUACGCGUUCCUCGCCCGCCGAACCGACUCCAACUUCAACCAGACCGUGCUCCGCCGUCUGCGCAUGAGCCGCAUCAACGCUCCACCAAUCUCCCUCUCCAAAAUUGUCGCCGUCACUGCCAACAAGCACAACUCAGAAUCAACGGAGGGCAAGAUCCGAGCCAUUGUCGGCACCGUGACCGAUGACAACCGCCUCUAUGAGGUCCCCAAGAUGAGCAUCGUCGCUCUUCGCUUCACCGCCACUGCCCGCGCCCGCAUCGAGAAGGCCGGCGGCGAGUGCCUCACCUUCGACCAGUUGGCUCUCCGAGCACCCACUGGCUCCAACGUCAUCCUCCUCCGUGGACCCAAGAACUCCCGUGAAUCCGUCAAGCACUUCGGCUUCGGUCCUCACAAGCACAAGGCAAGUGUCCUGAGGGAAUGGGACUCGGCGAAGCCUUACGUCGAGAGCAAGGGCAGGAAAUUCGAGCGCGCUCGUGGUCGCAGACGGUCGAAGGGUUUCAAGGUUUAG